This is a messenger RNA of Gopherus flavomarginatus (Mexican gopher tortoise), 3767 nucleotides long. It is a transcript of the gene SEMA3E, whose product is annotated as semaphorin 3E. NCBI's taxonomy places the organism in Eukaryota, Metazoa, Chordata, Testudines, Testudinidae. Bases 774 to 3101 code for a protein of 775 amino acids. Gene Ontology annotation, biological process: neural crest cell migration; semaphorin-plexin signaling pathway; negative chemotaxis. Gene Ontology annotation, molecular function: chemorepellent activity; semaphorin receptor binding. The transcript is spliced from 18 exons. The record is from RefSeq and is a predicted model, not a curated record.
AGGAUGCUUUCUGAGCCUCUGGAUAGUGGGGCUGGCUUUUAGGGCUCGCAAGGGAGAAUCGCACCUUUCCAUUAAAAGAAACGGAACAUAGCAGGGAGGGGAAGAGGGAAUCCUGGACCCCAUCCUGGUGCCUGAGAAUGAGAGAUCAUUAAGCAACUGGAAGGAUCAGUGCACAGCACAUGGAUCAGAAAUAUUCAUAGAAGCAGCAAGUAGUGUAUAUUACCUCAACCCUUACUGAACUUUCCCAGUAAAUACAGCAUGCUGACAGCCUGGCAUCCCUGCUGGGUGGAUCCUGCAACUCCAGGAGGGAAUGGCACUUCUUGUUUUUAAUUAGCAAAGGUGAAAGGUGAAUUAAAACUAGCUGUUUGGCAAGUCUGAGCAAGGGACUGAGUUCUGAAGAGCACCAAGGAGGAGAGUUCCCCCCCCCCCCAUGAAUUGCUGAGCAGGAGGGACUGAAAAUACAGCUUCUUCCUGAAUCCACUGGCAGAGUUACUGAAGAGAGCUCAAGACACAACACUGCAGAGUAACGCCUUGGAAUGUCCUCUCAGUUUAUAAACAGUUGUCGCAGGGAGAGAAUAUUUUUACAUGACAUUUGCACAGCCUGACAAUGUGGAGCUGUAUGCUGUUCUGAUGAGAACUGCACUUCCCAUAGAGAUCCUCACAAACUGUACAGAAAAAGACUUAGCUGCAUUGGGAAAGUCAAGAGUGGAACUUGAAGCUUUUAAAAACAAAACAACUAAGUGAAGAAGCACAAGAAUUUGAUCUUGGGCAGCAUGGCAUCUACUAAGGACCUUUUAAUCCUGGCACUCUAUGGCUUGUUACUAGAGUUACCGACCUCAUGUCAUACAACAGAUACAAGGCUGCCAAGAUUACGUCUCUCACAUAAAGAGCUCUGGGACUUAAACAGGACAUCAGUCUUUCAUAGCCCAUCUGGAUACCUUGGUCUUCACACAAUGCUGCUGGAUGAAUAUCAAGAGCGACUGUUUGUAGGAGGAAGGGAUCUUGUGUAUUCUCUCAGCUUGGACCGCGUCAGCGAGAACUACAGAGAGAUACAUUGGCCCAGUACACCCCAGCAGGCAGAAGAAUGCACAAUUAAAGGAAGAGAUGCUGACGAAUGUGCAAAUUACAUCCGUGUCCUUCACCGGUACAACAGAACACAUCUCCUGGCCUGUGGUACAGGGGCUUUUGAUCCCCUCUGCACUUUUAUCAGAGUUGGACAUCCAUCAGAGGAUCAUCUAUUUCAACUGGACUGGCACAAAUUUGAGAGAGGACGAGGCAGGUGCCCUUUUGAUCCCAGCUCCUCCUUCAUCUCAACUUUAAUUGGGGGUGAGCUGUUUGCUGGGCUCUACAAUGACUACUGGGGGAGAGAUGCUGCUGUCUUACGUACUAUGGGUCGUAUGCCACAUAUUCGAACUGAACCUGAUGAUGAGCGUUUAUUGAAAGAACCAAAGUUUGUUGGCUCAUACAUGAUUCCCGACAAUGAAGACCGGGAUGAUAACAAAGUCUAUUUCUUCUUUACUGAAAAAGCGUUAGAGGCAGAAACAGGCGCUCAUGCCAUUUAUGCCAGAGUUGGACGAGUGUGUGCGAAUGAUAUGGGAGGACAGCGAAUGUUGGUAAAUAAAUGGAGCACUUUCCUCAAAACCAGACUGAUCUGCUCUGUACCAGGAAUGAAUGGAAUCAAUACGCAUUUCGAUGAAUUAGAGGAUGUGUUUUUGCUACAAACUCGGGAUAACAAAAAUCCAGUGAUAUUUGGACUCUUUAACACUACAAGCAAUAUUUUUAGAGGAUAUGCUAUAUGUGUCUAUCAUAUAGCUAGCAUCCGAGCAGCCUUCAAUGGACCUUAUGCUCAUAAAGAAGGACCUGAAUACCAUUGGUCUCUGUAUGAAGGAAAAGUACCUUACCCCAGGCCUGGUUCGUGUGCCAGCAAAAUCAAUGGCGGUCUGUAUGGUACCACCAAAGACUAUCCUGACGAAGCUGUCCGCUUUGCAAGGAGCCAUCCACUGAUGUAUCAGCCCAUCAAACCUGUCCAUAAAAGGCCAAUACUUGUGAAAACCGAUGGCAAGUACAACCUGAAACAAAUAGCGGUGGAUAGAGUGGAAGCUGAAGAUGGGCAAUACGACGUCUUGUUUAUUGGCACAGAUAAUGGGAUUGUGUUGAAAGUCAUUACAAUUUACAACCAGGACACAGAAUCAAUGGAAGAAGUGAUUCUUGAAGAGAUGCAAGUAUUCAAGGUGCCAGUUCCUAUUAUUUCUAUGGAAAUAUCUUCAAAGAGGCAACAACUGUAUGUUGGAUCUGAGUCUGCCGUAGCACAAGUGAAGUUCCAUCAGUGUGACAUGUAUGGCACAGCCUGCGCUGACUGCUGCCUAGCAAGAGAUCCUUAUUGUGCUUGGGAUGGGAUAUCCUGUUCUAGAUACUAUCCCACAGGAAUGCAGGCAAAGAGACGUUUCCGCAGACAAGACGUUCGACAUGGAAAUGCAGCUCAGCAGUGCUUUGGCCAGCAGUUCAUUGGAGAAGCCCUGGAGAAGACUGAAGAACGGAUAGUAUAUGGAAUAGAGUACAACAGCACUCUUCUGGAAUGUACCCCUAGAACUUUACAAGCUAAAGUGAUCUGGUUUGUGCAGCGAGCCCAUGAAGCCAGGAAGGAGGAGGUGAAGACAGAUGACAGAAUCGUCAAAAUGGACCUUGGCCUCUUAUUCUUAAGGUUGCACAGGCUGGAUGCAGGGACUUAUUUUUGUCAGACUGUGGAACACAGCAUUGUUCAUACAGUGAGAAAAAUCACCCUGGAGGUGGUAGAGGAAGGGCGCGUGGAUGAAAUGUUCAACAAAGACUAUGAGGAGGACAUACCUCAUAAAAUGCCAUGCCCAGCACAAAGCAGCAUUCCUCAGGGAUCGAAGCCAUGGUACAAGGAAUUUCUGCAGCUAAUAGGGUACAGCAACUUCCAGAGGGUCGAGGAGUAUUGCGAAAAGGUAUGGUGCACGGAUAAGAGGAGGAAAAAGCUGAAAAUGUCCCCGUCCAAGUGGAAAUACGCCAACCCACAGGAGAAGAAGGCACGCAUUAGGCCAGAGCAUUACCGCCUCCCCAGGAACAUAGUUGACUCUUGAUGGACAAAAUCCAUCCAUUCUUUCUGGGAGAAUUUUUAUUUGGACCUAAGGAAUAGGGAGAAAUCAGUCUUGGGUUUGGUAAAUGAAACAGGUUUAUAUAUAUAUUAAAUAAUGGGACUGAAAACAGAAAAGUGUUGUUAAGUUAUAGCUUAUACUAGCUGUUUCUAAAUAGGUCAUUUGCAUUCAGUGUUUUCCAUUUAAGGAGAACAUAACAAUCAUUGUACUUUGAGUGCUUUCGUCAAUUUCCCAUGUGGACCAUGCUUCUGCUGUAUAGUCUUGCAUAUUAAGGGAAUACUAAAGUAAACUCAGAUAGCUAAGCAUUGACGAGCGAAGAAAAAUGUGAUGUAUAAUUUCCGUUGCUUUCACAAAUGUCCUAGUGCUUCUAAAAACAGCACAUUGCAAGAUCUUAGCUUUCACUUGUGGCCUGUUUGUCUGUAUUUGUAAGAGCCACAAGUUUUGUUAGUGUGGUGUACUCUUAUUUCUAAAGACGUUAAAAGGGAAUCUUAUUUACUUCCCAUCAUUGCUUGUGUUUACCAGUAAUUUGUGAAGCACAGUGUACUACUAUCACAACUAAAUAGUACUGCCUUGUAACCUGAUGUAAGUCAAAUGCAUGCAGAGAACAAAAACAGAAUGAAGUUCUUCAGUGUAAUUUGCUGUAAGACAAGA